AUGGCUCUCGAGGCCCCUCUGCGAUCCUCAACUGGAAACUUGCGCUUCCCAUUCGGCUCGUUCGCAGACAUGUCCGCUUCAGACAAUGAGGGCUUCCGCCCCUCGAGAGUAGUUUCCUCCCCUCCACCUUCUACCGACUCUUCUACCCUUCGCCCAAGCUCCGUCAACAGAAUCUCCUCCAAUUCGAUGCACCUCUUAAGUCCAAGCGACAUUGUCGGCCCAUCACCGGUGACAUCGAACGGCACAGAGAUAACAGAGAUUGAGGACGAAGCGUCGGAAGAUCUACAUUACGAGCACACAAGUGAAGGGGAAAGGGGACUGGACCAACCCCGUUCAGAGAUUCUGAUGCUCAAUACCUUUCUUCCAGACGCCGCAAGACAGCCCAGUGAAGAAGCGGUCUCUGUGAUUCACGCCCCCGAGAGCUUCGCCAGCUGGAAAUCUUCUGAAGCGUCCUCUCAAUCGAGCCAGUCUAACAGCAGAGGCUCCCCCAAGGCCAACGAGGAAGCAUUGGCAGUCCUCAAUGGGAGCCCGCCAGAUCGCAAGGAGCAGCCGUCCAGACCCAUACUCUCCACGGACGUCAAGCCUGUCAGAUACAGUAUUGACAGUGCCACGCCCCGAGCUCAGGAUCUGCAAGAUAUGAUGGAAGAGAACCAACGGCUGCGCUCAAGUAGCACUAGCAGUCUUGAGAAAAUCGAUGAACAAACAGAGGCUGAAGGUGACGACGACGAUGAUUAUUCUGUUCACAAACUGCAUUAUGCUCCAGAAAACCCUGAGGUUGCUGCAUUGCGGACAGCUCUUCAAGAAUGUUGGACCUUGUGCAACACCUUGGCAACUCUAAGCUCCAUUCAUCGGACUAGGGUGUUCAAUAGCUCUGGUACUCCCGAUGCACACGAGAGGGCAUGGAGGACCUGUUGGAAACUGUGCCAGCGACUCUACGACUAUAAAGAUGGCGAAUCAGAAUCUUUAAACGUCAGAAUUAGCCUUGAUUUAUGUCGCGAUUUCUGCCAAGCCCUUUUUGAUGUCAGACAGCGAAAAGAUGAGGCAGCUGACUCCGUGCUGCGAGUGAGCUUCGAGCUGAAUAACCACCUCUAUAGCGCUCAGGAUAGCCAGCACCUUCCAGAGGUCUUCCGGGAGAGGACUCUGGACUUCUACAUCACCCUUUGCCAUCGUUUAAUGAGACAAAGAGGCGAUACGGAAGACGAAACGGACCAGCUGCUGCGCGCAUGUUGGGGUCUUGCCGAGAUGCUAUUCAAUUUACGACAGAACAGCCGUGAAGGUCGGCCGCCUGACGAGGAACUGCUAUCCUCCGCCGUACAGGCCUGUUGGGACCUCAUGGAAAUUUUCCGUCACGGCUGGACACAAGUUCAUCCUGACCGAAACACUCCUCGCCCUACACAAACGAAUUUCUUCGCUCACCAGCCAGUCGAUCAAAGCGGCCGUGAGAGCCGAACAUCCGUCCGUUCAGCUCAUUCAAAACGUGAGAGCGUAAAGAGUGCUCGCCAAGAUAAUCGUGAGCGUGAGCGUGAGCAGGAGCGAGAAAAAGAACGGGAACGUGAGCGAGAGAGGGAACGUCAAAGGAACACUCUUCCGGCUUUUAUUCCUGAGACUCCAGUGACUGAGUUCGAAGAUACCCCAGUUUCGCCUGAGAGCAGAUCACCUCAAAUGCCUAACAUCAUGGUCUUGGGCACUUCUAGCGACAGUGGCCGCGCUGGAAGAUGGUCAAGCAAUGCUUCGAAUUUGUCGAGUUACUCCCACGGAAGUACCAGAACUUCUAGCACAGCUACAACUACUGCCACAGCCGAAGAUCCCAACAUUGCUCGCGCCAAGGUGUUGGUCCUUCGUGCGGCAAUGAAUCUUGGCUUUAACCGUGACUCCGUCGUCGACCCCAAGUCAGGCUCUCUGGUCUUACAGAAGUUUGUCGAUAGCCUACCAACUGGUGCCUUCGGGCCCCUCUCUAGCCACACAACCCUCCUACAACAAUACAAGAACUCGGUCCUCACUGACACCAUCAUCCCGCGACAUCAUCCCCUACCUCCUCGAGGCAAGCGUGUCUCUGCCUAUGAUAUGGCCAAAGCGAUAUUUGUUGUCAGCAAGUCCUCCCACCGAUACACCUAUCUCCGCGAACUCUUCAGAUUCGUGUUUCAAUUCUCCAUUGACGAGGUUGAAACUCGAAGAAACGUCAGCAUCGUCGUUUAG
Molecule: messenger RNA, 2196 nt
Organism: Clonostachys rhizophaga
Lineage: Eukaryota; Fungi; Ascomycota; Sordariomycetes; Hypocreales; Bionectriaceae
Source: the annotation of a GenBank genome assembly